Chrysoperla carnea is the source of this 1279-nucleotide messenger RNA. Its product is annotated as caspase-like. NCBI's taxonomy places the organism in Eukaryota, Metazoa, Arthropoda, Insecta, Neuroptera, Chrysopidae. Gene Ontology annotation, cellular component: cytoplasm. Bases 85 to 915 code for a protein of 276 amino acids. The transcript has 5 exons. The record is from RefSeq and is a predicted model, not a curated record. Gene Ontology annotation, biological process: apoptotic process; proteolysis.
UUCAAAAAGUUGCGAAUUGUACAUUUAGUAAUAUGUACUAAGUGUAGUAGUUACUAUUAUAGUGCAAAUUCAGUUAUUUUUAGAAUGUCGAGUUUGUCAAAAGCCCCGUCUUAUUCUGGUAGAGAAGCAGCUAAAGUGGCAGUAGCAACAAAUUUUUACAAUGAUGUUUUCUAUAACAUGAAUUUUCCAAAACGUGGACUAGCCUUAAUAUUUAAUCACGAACAAUUUGAAAUACCUGGGCUUGAAAAUAGACCUGAAUCAAGAAUUGAUCGUGAUGCGUUAGAACUACGCCUACGUGCGUUAGAAUUUGAAGUAGAAGUGCUUGAUGAUAAACGUGUCGAGGAAAUCCAAGAUAAAAUUAGCGAAGUUGCAUUUGAUGUAAAUCACUCCGAUCAUGAUUGUUUGUUAGUUGUUAUAAUGACUCACGGAAGAUGUGGAAUUCUCACUGCUAAAGACGGUGAAUAUAAAUUUGACGAUAUUUGGACAAAUUUUACGGCAGAUAAAUGUCCAUCACUAGCCGGGAAACCAAAAAUAUUUAUCACACAAGCUUGCCAGGGUUCCAAAACUCAGAAAAUGGUAACGAUGGAACGAGCUGAGCAUGAUGGAUCAAUAUUGAAUUAUACUAUACCCACACAUGCUGAUUUCUUAUUUGCCCAUUCAACAAUUCCUGAUUAUCGUGCUUUUAGAAGAGAGGGUUUUGGAUCAUGGUACAUACAAUCACUGUGUAAAGAAUUGGAAUUAAAUGGAAGAACUCAUGAUUUUGUUACGUUGCUGACUUUUGUUUCAAGACGUGUGGCAAUAGAAUUUCGAAGUUACGUUCCUCAAAUUGAAGCGUUAAAUGAAAGAAAGCAAACACCUUGUUUUGUUUCUGUAUUAACUCGUCUUGUUAAAUUCACAGAAAAGAAUCCCAGAUAAGCCGAGUAAUUAGAUUAAUUUUUUUAUUGGUCAAUAUAAUUGAUUAAUGAUGAUUAAAGAAUUAGUUAUAACGAGGCUUGGAAGCAACCAAACAUAUAAAUAAAAUGUCGCGUAAAUUUAAAAACUCUUAGCUGCAGAAUGUUGUGAAAUUUUGGAUGUAGGAUAGCUAAAGUAACAUUUAGUUACGUAUCUCCUUUUCCACACUCCCUUGUACGUAGUGAUAUCGGAAAUUUUUGAUUUUCAAAUUUAACUAGAUGUUAACAUCCAUAUCCUAAAUUUAUUUCGACAACUUUAUAAUCGUAUAAGCCAAUCAAAUUUUAAACUUAUGGUUGCAGAAAAAUAUCCAAUAAAUUCUAUGAAAUUA